AUGGCCACCGUAGUGAGCGGAAAUUUUCAACAGGACUUCAUCAUCGCUAUCACAGUCGGGAUCAUAGUGACCGUGGUCGUCCUGACACUGUUGUGCGUCCUCGCACAGUGCGGCCCACGCAUGUGUGGCCGUAUCGACAGCAAGGAGCGCUGGUUUUCGCCGUCCGUUGAGGAGGGUCAUCAGCACGAGUUGCCGUUAAUACAGACGGACGUCUACAAGCUGCGCCGAAUCGUCUCCGAGAAGGACGAUUUACAGAGCGACGAUACGUGA
Durotheca rogersii is the source of this 270-nucleotide messenger RNA. RefSeq lists its product as uncharacterized. The transcript has 2 exons. The record is from RefSeq and is a predicted model, not a curated record. NCBI's taxonomy places the organism in Eukaryota, Fungi, Ascomycota, Sordariomycetes, Xylariales, Xylariaceae. The coding region runs from base 1 to 270 and encodes 89 amino acids.